Molecule: messenger RNA, 807 nt
Organism: Penicillium subrubescens
Lineage: Eukaryota; Fungi; Ascomycota; Eurotiomycetes; Eurotiales; Aspergillaceae
Product: NudC domain-containing protein
Exons: 3
Coding region: 83-685 (200 amino acids)
Biological process (GO): protein folding
Cellular component (GO): cytoplasm
Source: RefSeq, a predicted model, not a curated record
GGGUCAUUUUGCCGCACUUUCGUCAGUUGGUGAUAAACAUCAACGUAUCUUCCCCUCCUCACAGCUCGACUCACCACUCACCAUGUCCUCCACCGGUCUAGAACAAGACCUCUCGCCCGCUGAAUUGGCUCAGCGCGACCAAGAGGAGAAGGACCGUAAGGCCCGCGAGGAGGCGGAGCAGGCCCAGCUUCCCUACAAAUGGACCCAAACCAUUCGCGACGUGGACGUCACAGCGCCGGUUGCUAGCAACAUCAAGGGUCGCGACAUGGAAGUCACUCUUACAAAGACCAAGAUCCGCGUCGCAAUCAAAGGACAGGCGCCGAUCAUCGAGGGCGACUUCCCCCACCCCAUCCUCGUCGAUGAAUCAUCAUGGACCCUCGAGACAACAUCGACGUUCCCGGGCAAGGAGGUCAACAUCCACCUCGACAAGGUGAACAAGGUGGAGUGGUGGCCCCACGUAGUCAAGUCGGCGCCCAAGAUCGACGUGACCAAGAUCACGCCCGAGAACUCCAGCUUGAGCGAUCUGGACGGCGAGACCCGUGCCAUGGUUGAGAAGAUGAUGUAUGAUCAGCGACAGAAGGAGAUGGGAGGUCCUACCAGCGAUGAGCAGAAGAAGAUGGAUCUGCUGAAGAAGUUCCAGGAGCAGCACCCUGAGAUGGACUUCUCCAACGCAAAGAUGGGUUAAUGCUUUGUGGAGACCAUAAAGUCGAUCCUCAUGUCCUAUUCCAAGAUCAUAUCAUGUAUGAAGUAUGAAUUAUGUGCAUCGAGGGCUGUAAAUUGCUCUGACAAUGAAUGAUGAACUAUAAA